Neospora caninum is the source of this 7911-nucleotide messenger RNA. RefSeq lists its product as hypothetical. Lineage: Eukaryota; Apicomplexa; Conoidasida; Eucoccidiorida; Sarcocystidae. The coding region runs from base 1 to 7911 and encodes 2636 amino acids. The record is from RefSeq and is a predicted model, not a curated record. The transcript is spliced from 11 exons.
AUGCGUUCUUCUUCGUGGAGACGAACGGCUGGCCACGCGCAUCGCGUGUACGGGACAACGCUCGUCUCGCGCUCCCUUCCUCUGUCGAAAGUCUGUUUUGUUAAGGAAAUACGGAGAGUCGCUCGAAAUGAGGGGCGGGUUCAUGCGACAGCGAACGGUCUCUCCAGUGGGUGGACAGGCGCAGAAGAGAAACGCGACACGGAUGAAGGAAUCCGACGACUCGCCGGCUCGCACCUCUUCCGACGACCCUACCAUAAUCAACGUAGACCUGACACCGCCACGUCUCCCGCCGGAACGCGGUCGCAGACAGCCUCCUCUGCACCGUCUUUGUCCACCUCGAGUGAAGACCACGACGCAGCAUGCCUGUCGAUUUUCGAGCGAAUCUACCGCGCAAAGUCUCACCCCAGUCCAUCUGUCUCUCCGUCACUAACGGACGCUUCGGCCUCGCCCCUUCUCUCCCCGUCUCGCGGUGGAGGUGACGCCUCCUCUGCCUUACAAGAGGGAGAAGUCGACGAAGAUGCAGGCGCUCUGUCGGACCCAGAUUGCGAGUCGACCGACCUCCCCUCACUGCAGAACCUUGCUGAGGUUCCUCGCAGCCUCCGUCCGCCUGACUCCUCCGUGGCGUCGGGGCCUGCGUCUUCUCCGUCUGCGGCGUCUCCGCUUCGGCCUCUGCAUCGCCGAUCGUCAAAGCUUUCGUGCCACGUGCUGGUGUGCAUGUUGGCGGACCUGGCCAGGUCGGGUGUCCGUACACGGGAGGCAUGGCAACCGCUUCUUCUGCUGCUCCUGCAGGCGCUGCCUCGUCUCUCUGCGCAACAGAUUCAACAGACCGCCUUGGCUCUCAGCCGCGCGGGGCUCUGCGCACCCGUCGUGCUUCAGGGCCUCUCGGAAGCACUUUAUUGGAAGUGCGAGCAGAAGAAGGCCUUGCCCGACCACCUGGUGCUCUUCCUGGAUGCUCUCCGACGCCUACGCUAUUGCCCCUCCACGCGCCACUUGAACAAAUACAUUGAGAGGAUGAAGGAGGGCAAGAAGAAGUUGACAGUGUCCCACUGCCUGAAGCUCCUUCGCUUUUUUGCCGAGGCGGGCGUGGAGGCAGGCGACCUAAAGUACCCGGCGUUUUACUGGGGCUUGUACGAACGCCUGACGACUGGAUUAUCCUCGCUUCAUCCUCCGGAACUGGCUGCCACAGCGCAGCUCCUCGCCCAGUUGGGUGUCCGCGACAGUCUCCUCUUCGACCGCCUCUGCCUCGUCAUGUACAAUCGCAGUGCCGAUCUCAUCAACACGAACGUUGUCGUCGCCAGUCGCGUCGACGAGGCGCUGGAAGCAUCUUCGCGCACUUCGCGGGCCGUGCCAGCGUCGCCUGUCGCCGAGGCUGUCCGCGCCGUCUACCGGCAGGGCGUUGCUGCUUCGACCUCUCCUCAGGCUGCGCUCUCGGCAACGGCUUCUUCGCUCGCCCUCCAGGCGCCCAGCGAGUUCCAGUGGGCUCAGACGACCGCGGGUCCCGCCGCGCGCAAUUCACCAGAGAGAGACGCCGACGGGAAGCCGUGCCUGGAGACCGAUCACUUUUUCGCCGCCCUCGUCCACCUUGGUCGCACGCUCCUCCACAUCAAGGCAGAGAGCCCACCGGUGCAUUUUUGGCUGGCCCUCAAGCAGCACAUCGAGCACCACGCGCUCUCGCUUCGCCCGGAGCACGUCGUCUUCACACUCGCUGUGCCUCUGGGACCCUUUGUGAUUGUCUGGUUUCAGCUAGCCAGCAUGCUGUCUUCGUUUUCCUCGCUGUCUUACCGCCAUCGAACGCUGCACGCGACGCUCGCCUUCCGCCUCCUUCAAGGCUCCGCAUCUCCAGACCUCGGGUGCCUCGACGAGCUCUUCCUGCGUUCGGUCUCGCCACUGGUUCGCCUCCCACGGCGUCAGAGGCGGGCAACCCGGCUGGGGCUGCCUGAAACGUCCCUACCUCUUCCACUCCCCAUCGGUCUAGACUGGGGAGUCAACGGGUGUGCCCCCGAGCGAGCGUCUUCUUCCCGUUCCGCCUCCCCCGCCCGUUCUUUGUCAGCAUCGCAGUCGCAGGCUUUCGUCGCGCCUUUCCCGUCGCCGCCGUGUCCCAAAGACGACACGACGCGCUCUGGCCUUCCGCUGUCGGCCUGCGCGGGCGAGCUAGCAAGCGCCUGUCGGGCGCACGGCGAUCCCGCCAUGUCCGACCGGGCGGGGACCCCUCAGGUGCAUGCAGAAGAGAGCGCGCUCACGAUCGAGUUUGUGCAGGCGACCGAACGGCAGGGUCGGACACUGUUCGCUCGAGGAGAGCCAAAGGCAGAAGGCCAAAGCGGCAACGGCACCUCCGAGACUGGGCAGCACUCGACUAGCAACGCGCGUGGCUUCGCGGACCGCGAGUUCCCGUCUUCACCGUUUGUUUCGUUCGGAUCUGUUUGGACAAAUACAUUUGACGUGAGAGCGGAAGGAACCGAGAGGAAGACAUCAAAUGGACAAGCGCAGCGUCUCGCGGCAGAUGCUCAUAUGCCGCCGCCGAUGUUCUUCAGCGUCGGCGAGGGCGUGACCGACAGGAAGGCAAGGCAGUUGGGAGGCAGCCCGGCAACCGUGCAUCUCCUGCCGGCGCACGGAAUGCGCGCAGCGUCGGACUUGAGCCGCGAUAGCGGGCCUCCCUCGACUGGCGCCGAGGCCGGAAGAGCGACAGAGGCGGCAGACGCGGGAGAGGCCCCAGAAGCCGAGCGUUGGGCGAGCGCCGAGGCGUCCGGACGCCCUGCGAGACUGGACAGUGAGGGGUGCGCGUGCUGGCCGGCCACUGGCAAGAACACGGACACGGAAGCGGGUGCAUUCUCCAAGGUAGCGUGGGGGAAGGGACCCGUCGAUCGAACAGGACUCCAAAGAAAAGCCGCGAGUUCGGGGAGAACCGCGGACGCUCCCGCAGGCGAGGGUGGCGGGCCGCGCGUCAGCGGGCUGGCUCGAGUUGAGGGGGACGGACCCAGCAAGUCCCCCGUGAUGAUUCGUCCUGCGUCGUUCGUCGCCAGGCGUAUUGAGCCUGCCGUCGCUGCCGCGAUGCUCGAUGCAUGCGUGGAACUGAAGUAUCGAGAUCGGCUCUUUCUCGCGUCGCUCGCCGCGUCGCUUAAGGUCGCCGUUGAGGAAUCGGGUAUCCACAAGCUCGGGCCUUUCCCGCGUGCGAACGGCCUGCCAGGGGAUGUCCACACCGUUUCGGUGCCAAGCGAAAGCCUUCGCGUGGCGGAAAGUCUGGAGGCAGCUGAAAGCGACCGCACGGCCCUGGCGCCCUGGAGCGAGAGCACCUUCCGCCGCGUCUACGAGGGACAAACCGGCCCCGAGGGCCGGCGUCGACGGUCGCUAGUUGGGCUCCACGAGGUCGCAGGAGAGGUGGUAUGGACUCCAGGGACCCCCGGCGAGAGCAGGAGACUCUGGCGGAAGCCUAUGUCUCAACCGCAGACGACGCCCGACGCUGGAAGCCGGCUGUCGUCCGUGGGUUCGACGGAAGAGGGGAACUUACAGGUCGCCGUGGAGGCAGCCGCGAGAGCCGACGAUCAGCCGGCUUCAACUCUGAGGAUCGCCGGACACCUGGGUGCUGAGAGGAACGAGUCAAAGGGCGCGGGGCCCUCUUCUAGGACACCAUCCGGGCGUCUAAACCGCGGCGCGAGCGUCGCAGCGCUGCCCGACUUCGCGGCUUCGCUGGCUUUCUCACACACACGUGGGACGCCUGACCCCAGUUCGAGUGGCCUCUCUCGGCCCCUCGGAAAAGACGCGCUCAGGUUCCUGAGCGAGUUUGACGCCUCUCAGGUCGACGCACUCCGAGCUGUCGCGGGGGACGCAGAGACGGGUGACGCGGGAAACGUCGCUGAAGGUGAAGGCCUGCGGUGGGGAGAGGACGCGAGAGAUCGCGAGGCUGUCGCUGACACCCAUGGUGUCUCUUCUUCCGCGUCGGUCGCUUUGCCAUCCCACGCUUCGACGUCCGCACAGGCGCGGUCCUCCCCUUCGCGCUCUGCGGGUUCCUCGACGUUGUUUGCCUCGUCGAUCUCGGGCGUUAUGCGCUUUCGAUACACGCCACACUUCUUCGAACUUCUCCGUCGAGCUGCGCUUCAGGCCGCUCGCCAAUCCCCCGGCGACGCGUUUUUCCUUUCCAACGCGGACCUGCGCCGGCCGAGGGAGACAGAUGUCUCGCGGUCGCGCGCAGGCGCCUCCGAGGCAGGCGAACGGGCGAAGCGAGUCGGGGACUCGGUUGACGGCUCAGACCAGCCUGAGGCGGCACGUCGCCCGCCACGCGAUCCUUCAGAACGCAAAGGCGAAAACCUCGGAGGAGCACCAUGGCAAGAACAAGGCGGAGCCCUCCUCGGCGGACAACUCCGCAAAUCCACAAAGAGCAUCGUCGGCAGAUGCAAAUCCUUCGUUCCUGCCGACGCUCGCAUCGAACGGAAAAUUCCCCCAGAAGAGCUUCGAAGACGCUUCUGGGAUCGCCUAUUUGCGACCGCCGGCCAUCCGGCGAGGCGGCGUCUCUACCACCGCCGUCUGUUCCUCGCAGCAUGUGAACUCCGCUUUCGAGCGCUGCCGUCGCGCCCUCUGCGUUUGUCGCCUGGUGGCGUGCGUGGCCAGGAGAGACAGGCCGAAGGGCCAGCAGGCGGAGGCGCCGUCUCUCGAAACGGGGCCUUGGCGGAGACAGCGAGAGCGGGUGCGACAAAGCCAGGAAGCGCCUCCGCGAGAUGCCAGGGAGAAGUCGCCGCUGAGAACGCGGAGGGGCGAAGCGAGGUGGAAGGCGCGUGCGAGCCGUUCAGAGACUGCGGGGUCUUGGGCAGAAGGAGGCGACAGAGACUGCGUGCAGCAGGAUUCCAGCGACCCAUGGAGAGAAGGAAAACGCCUACGGCUUCAGAAUCUCCAGAGGAAAACGCGUUCCGAGAUGCCCAGACGGUCCGGAGCGCCAUGCGGCGGUGGAGUCUUCUGCGGCGGGCCUUUCUGGAGCCUUACGAGGACCACGCGCGCGCUCUCCAGUUGGCGUUGUGCGAGCGUCGUCUAUCGGCGAAGACCCACAAACCGUCAGCAGCCGCCACUCUAGGCAGCGGCGGAACCCAGAGCACUGCUCCGGCACUUCCUGUGAGCGACAGAACCCCGAACGCGCCCUCCACGUGGUCCAGCCCGGCCGACGAGGACCGGCCAACGCCUUCGUGCUCUUCCCCCGGCCUCGCUCUUUUGUUUCUCCCACGACCUCGCGACACGCCAGUAUCAUCUCGACUCCCGGUCCUAGUCGACACGGCUCUGCUCUUGCCGGUGAAACGUCUCUUCGAGGGCCCCGGCUGCCGCACGAAAGCGACGCGAGGCGCCUUCCUCGCGAACGCACGCCUCGGCCACAUGCAGGCUCGCAUUCUCAGGGACUACACGCGGAGCCGCGAGCGGCUGCGGAACAGGUGUGGGGCAGAACAGGGCGCUGGGGUGGGACGCCUGAACGGGUCACAGCCUGAACGCCUGCAGGGCGUCGACGAGCGGGCGGCUUUCCUUCGGGCGCAUGCAGCCACGAAGAACGAGCAUGCGCUUCCGAGCGCUUCGGCGGUUCCUGGACCUGAGCGGAACGCGCUGGCCGCUAAGGCGAAAGUCGCCGCCGGCUCCGACGCGGACGAGUCGAACCGCCAAGCUGGUGCGCGAGUCUGGUCGGGAGAUGCCGCACCGUCGACGCGUGGAGCUGCGGAAACUGCGUCGGUUGCCAUUGCGUCUCUCGGUCCCGUUCAACCCCGAACGGAAGAGGCAGGUCGCCCCGCAUGCGCGUCGCUUGCUGACGCUGCUGAGAAAGGUGUGGGCGGCUCGCCGGGCUUGCCGGGCUGUGCCGCUCGGAGGGGCGAGGAUGGAGGAGAGACCGACGGAGGCGCCACUAGCCAGAAAAGGCAGGAAGGCAUGCCGCAGGCCCUCGGAUCGAUCCGACCCCUCUGCCCAUUACUUCGAGAAGUCGCCUGCGCGCUUGAAGCUUCGGUUCGUCUGCAGUUCCUGCCUCCAGGCCUCUUAACCGCCUUCGCUUCACAUCUCCUGCAUAUCGUCACCAACGUCUCGGCCGUUCUCUGCUCGCCGCCCAUGGCAGGCACAGCCUGCAGCCCUUUGCCUGCGGCUGCACCACAGGGCGGCGAGGAAGCGCGACGGGCUGGCGAGUUCGACGAAGCACGGCGGGAGGCCUCCCUGAGGCGCCCCACGAAGCGCCUCCACCUCGAACUCGGCACCCUUCUUCGAUGCAUCAACCGGGCGGCAGACGCCGCGUGUUGCGUGCCUGGAGUCGCCGCCGGCGAAGCGGAGGACGGAGACGAGCGCGACGACGAGCAGGCCGAGGCUCGCAGAGCGACGGACAUGCGGCCCUUCCCCCAAGAGCAACAGGAAGCGUGGAAAAUCCUCGAGAAGUGCUACAGGGCUGCAGCCUUCCAGGUUCUGUGGAACCCGGGAGCAAACUUGCGCGCGUCCGGUCUCUUCGCACGCGCCCAGUCUGCUGUGCCGUUUUCGCUUGCUGGCUGCGAGCGAUCGGGCAGCGCAUCGGCAGGUGCCGCGUCGGAGUCCGAACUUCUCCUCGACAGUCUUCGGGUCUACACACGCCUGGCUCGCCAGCUCGCCCUUUCGUCCAGGGCUUCCUUUUUUUCGCCGGACGACGCACGUGACCAGGGACAGAGAAGCCGAAGUAAAGAAGGCCGGUGUGCCACAGACGACGCACCACCGGAUUCGUCGGGUUUGGGUCGGCCUGGGGGACAUGCGUCGUCCCGUGAACAUGUGUCGUCGGAAGGCUCACAACACAACGCUUGCGAAGACGACGAAGCGCGCAGGGGCUGCCGUCUGUUCCUUUCGCACCGCGAAUGGGGCCAGACGCUGCUUGCCUUCAUAGCAACGCGACUGAGUCGCCACGGCACCGCACGGCAACGCGAGCGGAGUGGCAUCGCGGGGAAAAGUCGCGUCGGCGGCGUGGUUCCGAAAGGGACUGCGAACCAGGGCGAGGACGCCGGAAGCGCUCCGGAGAGCACGCGGAGAGACGGGGGAGAUCCUGCGGCCUCGGGCGAGAGGGACGAAAGGACGAAACAGGCUCCAUACAGCAACUCGGAGGCUCUAGCCGGAGAGCCGAACACCAACCGAGCUCAUCGGCAGGUUAGCGCAAAAGCGGGGACAGACCCUGUGAGACAAAGCACGCGCGCCACAACACCGUCUCUCGGGGUUCGCGACCUGACGCAGAUCCUCGCCUAUCUGUCUCGCAUUCGGCCUUUCCUUACGGUUGACGGCCAGCAGGUGGGCGGUGAAGAAGACCGGCUGUGGAUGGACCUGCACGCAGAGACGAAGCGCCGCCUUCUGUCGGCCUUACGCAACGGAGAGACAAAACACCCUCAUCGGCAGCGUUCGUCGCACGAAACUGCUGAGGUUUCUGCCGCUCGGCCUUCUGCGGGUGACUUCCAUCGUCGAGAUGUAAUGGGAGCCCUCGUCGCGUUAAGCGUUGACGCUCUCCCACCACGUUUCAUGACAGUCGAGGAAUUCUCCAGAUUCCACGAUCAGCCCGCUACUUCGCUUUCGCAGAAUGGGGGUGUCUUCCCUGGGACCUCCAAGCCGGCGGACGGGGUCGGAAGCCCAGGAGAGGAUAGAAAGCGAACGACGCGUGAAUCGGUUCUCGCAAGAGAAACACCCGGCGGAACGGAAACCACUGACACAGGUGACGUCCUACGCGCCGCGGGGUCCAGGACGCCUCACGAACUGGGAACAGGUGAAGAAGGGCCAGAGCGACGGCGAAUAAGGAGUUGGAAUGACGAGCAGCUCUUCGGGCAGACUGUUCGCAAGCUUGCGCGGGAAUCGGCUGUACCUACACGCCUCCUGCUGAGAGCCAUUCACCGUGAACUCUUGAGACAGGGAAGGCUGGACGCAGCGGCGUAUGCGCAGUCGCAGGUUGCUUUGAAGAGUUGA